Messenger RNA from Nematocida homosporus, 1170 nucleotides. RefSeq lists its product as uncharacterized. Bases 1 to 1170 code for a protein of 389 amino acids. The transcript has a single exon. The record is from RefSeq and is a predicted model, not a curated record. NCBI's taxonomy places the organism in Eukaryota, Fungi, Microsporidia.
AUGAUAUCCAUGCUUUUCCUUCUUACACAAGUCCAGGCUUCGGUUAGGGAAAGGAUUAAUGCUAUCGAAGCUAAGACUAACCAAUCUAACCUGGCCAUUAACACUCCCGGUAAAGGAGGCAAGGGCGGUAAAGGAGGCGAGCCCGGAAAACCAGGUAGUCCAGGUGGUUCGGGUAGUUCAGGUAGUUCGGGUAGUUCAGGGGUAGGAGGUAAAGGUGGCGAGGGAGGUAAACCAGGUAGUUCAGGUAAUUCAGGACAAGGAGGUAAUGGAGGUGCACCAGGCAAACCAGGUAGCCCGGGUCAAGGCGGCGAUGGAGGUGCACCAGGUAGUCCGGGGCAGGGUGGUAGCGGGGGCAAGCCGGGUAGUUCGGGCAGUCCAGGUCAAGGCGGCAAUGGAGGUGCACCAGGUAGUCCAGGAGUAGGAGGUAAAGGUGGCGAGGGAGGAAAACCAGGUAGUUCAGGUAAUUCAGGACAGGGUGGCAAUGGAGGUGCACCAGGUAGUCCGGGACAAGGCGGUAAAGGAGGUGAGGGCGGCAAACCGGGUAAUUCAGGCCAAAACGGUAAUGAAGGUAAACCAGGCAAACCAGGUAGUCCAGGAGUAGGAGGUAAUGGAGGUGCACCAGGCAGCCCGGGCCAAGGCGGCAAUGGAGGAAAUGGAAGCAGGCCAGGCAGUCCUGGAGUAGGAGGUAACGGAGGCGAGGGAGGAAAACCGGGCCAAAACGGCAAUGGAGGCAAUUCAGGCAAUUCUAGUAACCCAGACCAAGGAAAACAAGGACAGGGUGGACAAGGAGGUGCACCAGGUAGUCCGGGCAACUCGGGCCAAGGCGGUAAAGGAGGAGAAGGAGGAGCACCCGGCAAUUCAGCUACCCCAAGCAAACCCCAACAUCAUAUAAUUAUUGCCCAGGCCAACCCAGCAGGACCAUCCAAGUCCAAGGAAGCAUGUAAGAUCAGCCACGUACCACAAGAAAGUGAUCCAGAAUUGACCGCAGCAAAGGUCGCCUUCGAUAAAAAGUACCAAGAGCUUAUGGCCGAAUACCACCGCCAUGUUGCACUUAUCCAACAGGAAAGAGCUCAAGCACAAACCAAGGGCAAAUUAGAUAAAGAUAGUAAUCUCAAACCAAGCGAGUUUAUCCGUGUACGAGCAGAAGCCAACAAGUCCCAAGCCAAAUAG